Messenger RNA from Coccidioides immitis RS, 378 nucleotides. RefSeq lists its product as uncharacterized. The record is from RefSeq and is a predicted model, not a curated record. NCBI's taxonomy places the organism in Eukaryota, Fungi, Ascomycota, Eurotiomycetes, Onygenales, Onygenaceae. Bases 1 to 378 code for a protein of 125 amino acids. The transcript is spliced from 2 exons.
AUGGCAGAGAACCAGAAAUACAAAAAUAACCAAGAAUUGUAUAACAAAAGACUCAAGAAGCAGAACUUACAUGAAAAACUUGAUUUCAAAAAAUUGGAACCAUACAAAAUCAUGAAGUGGAUUGGAAGAGUCAACUACAAACUCCAGCUACCCAAAAAGAUGAGGAUACACCCAAUAUUUCAUGUCUCAUUAUUGGAGAAAGCACUGCUGCAUGCCAGAGAAAUGCCCAUGGAGAUUAAUGAAGAACAAGAAUAUGAAGUUGAACAGAUACUAGAUCAUCAGAAGAUCAGCAGAAAACUUCACUACUUAGUGAAAUGGAAAUGGUAUGAUAUCUUGAAAAACAUGUGGGAACCAACAGAAAAUCUCAAGAACACCUGA